AUGUCUAUGAAACAGAAUAACCACGAGAUAAGGACAGUUUUUGAUGUACCAAAUGAAACUAACAAAAAAAGAGAAGAGUUAUUAGAUAAUGUAAUUGAAAGUAAUAGUCAAGAAAAGGAAGAAAUUAUACAAUGUGAAUGUUGUGAAAUGAUGGAAGAAUGUACUGUUGAUUAUAUCGAGCGUGUGAAGAGUUGUAAUUGUGGUAAAUGGGUUUGUGGAAUGUGUUCUGAGGCCGUAAAAGAAAGAGCAUCAAGAAAUUUUGGAUCAAGCAUGGAAGAAGCUUUAAGUUCCCAUUAUGAAGUUUAUCGUAAAUUCAACAAAACUACAAGAUUGAAUCCGAAACUUUCUUUGGCAACAACAAUGAUUGAUAUAGCAAGGAGAAGUUCACAAGAAAGAUAUAAUACUUUUACGAAGAAAAUGAAAUCAUCCAAGAUGUUAAAGAAUGCUCAGAGUAUCUAG
Molecule: messenger RNA, 459 nt
Organism: Papaver somniferum (opium poppy)
Lineage: Eukaryota; Viridiplantae; Streptophyta; Magnoliopsida; Ranunculales; Papaveraceae
Exons: 1
Coding region: 1-459 (152 amino acids)
Source: RefSeq, a predicted model, not a curated record